CUUCCUUUCCCUUGUGUGCCACUCUGUAAACUCCUGCAGCCCCUCCCCUGCCAGGGCCAUGGCACAUCCCCAGCAGCAGCAGCAGGAAGACACCUGCUCGAGCUUGGCGACAGAGAACUGUGCAGAUAUGAGCCCAAGGAAAGUCGCCCUCGUCACUGGCAUCACGGGCCAGGAUGGCUCAUACUUGGCAGAGUUCCUGCUGGAAAAGGGCUAUGAGGUGCAUGGAAUUGUUCGUAGAUCUAGCUCUUUUAAUACAGGACGGAUUGAACAUCUUUACAAGAACCCACAGGCUCACACAGAAGGAAACAUGAAGUUACAUUAUGGCGAUCUCACAGAUAGUACUUGCCUAGUGAAGAUAAUUAAUCAAGUGAAACCCACUGAAAUUUACAAUCUUGGAGCUCAGAGCCAUGUCAAAAUAUCUUUUGAUUUGGCUGAAUAUACUGCUGAUGUUGAUGGAAUUGGCACUUUACGGUUGCUUGAUGCUAUCAAGACAUGCAGCCUCAUAGACUCUGUGAAGUUCUACCAAGCUUCAACAAGUGAGCUUUAUGGGAAAGUGCAAGAAAUACCGCAAAAGGAGACCACUCCUUUUUAUCCCAGAUCACCAUAUGGGGCAGCCAAGCUAUAUGCAUAUUGGAUUGUGGUGAACUUCAGGGAGGCCUACAAUCUCUUUGCUGUGAAUGGUAUUCUCUUCAACCAUGAGAGUCCCAGGAGAGGGGCUAACUUUGUAACUCGAAAAAUUAGUCGUUCCGUUGCUAAGAUCCACCUGGGGCAACUGGAAUGUUUCAGUUUGGGCAAUCUGGAUGCCAAGAGAGACUGGGGUCACGCCAAGGACUACGUUGAGGCUAUGUGGCUAAUGCUGCAAAUGGAUGAGCCAGAGGACUUUGUAAUAGCUACUGGGGAGGUCCACAGUGUCCGCGAAUUUGUGGAGAAGGCAUUCCAGCACAUUGGGAAAACGAUUGUGUGGGAAGGCAAGAAUGAGAACGAAGUAGGUCGAUGCAAAGAAACUGGCAAGAUCCAUGUGACAGUUAAUCACAAAUACUACAGGCCAACUGAAGUGGAUUUUCUUCAAGGCGAUUGCACCAAAGCAAAGCAAAAACUCAACUGGAAACCCAGAGUCACAUUUGACGAGCUGGUGAAAGAGAUGGUGGAAGCAGAUGUGGAACUCAUGAGGAACAACCCCAAUGCAUGAAUCUGUUCCUCCUUCCAUACCUGCUGACAUGACUGAGCCUCCAGGGAGACGGCCGGCCUAAUUAUGACUUCUGCAAGUGCCAUUGCUGGGGAAGGGGAACGACAAUCAUUCCACUGGGUGUUGAAGAUUUGCUGCCAUUUUAUUUUCCUCUUGCUUGUGCAAUGGAUCAUUUUUUUCCCCUUUUCAAAUCUCAACCAUGUAUCAUCAUGACUUUACAUUCCAUGAAGAGGAUAGGCUGAAGUGAUUGCAGUUUUCCUCCUGAUAUGUAGACAAGACGAUGGAGGCCAGCUUACCUGGAGUAUCUUUUGAUAUUAAAAAAAAUCAUUUCCAUAAA
Lacerta agilis (Sand lizard) is the source of this 1523-nucleotide messenger RNA. RefSeq names its product GDP-mannose 4,6-dehydratase (gene GMDS). The transcript is spliced from 11 exons. The record is from RefSeq and is a predicted model, not a curated record. Gene Ontology annotation, molecular function: GDP-mannose 4,6-dehydratase activity. Gene Ontology annotation, biological process: GDP-mannose metabolic process. Lineage: Eukaryota; Metazoa; Chordata; Lepidosauria; Squamata; Lacertidae. The coding region runs from base 59 to 1189 and encodes 376 amino acids.